Molecule: messenger RNA, 2988 nt
Organism: Anopheles merus
Lineage: Eukaryota; Metazoa; Arthropoda; Insecta; Diptera; Culicidae
Gene: Vps16A
Product: vacuolar protein sorting-associated protein 16 homolog
Exons: 8
Coding region: 165-2672 (835 amino acids)
Biological process (GO): vacuole fusion, non-autophagic; endosomal transport; intracellular protein transport
Cellular component (GO): HOPS complex; lysosomal membrane; cytoplasm
Molecular function (GO): actin binding
Source: RefSeq, a predicted model, not a curated record
AUUCAUCUUUUCCCAAACUCAUAGUAAAAAAGGGGGGGAAGGAAAACACGAACCAGCUCGGGCAUUCCCAAAGGGGUGGGAAAUUGAUAACAAAAGUGUAAAUUUUUAGUAUAGUGUUUGUGUUUGUGUUUGUGUGUGUUUGUGUAGUUUUAAGACGCUUUACAAUGUCUCUGCUAUGCAAUACGGGCGACUGGUUCACGCUGGGACAGGGCAAUGCCUUCCGCAAAAUCGAACUCUACACCAUGGAAUGGCCGGGCAGCAUCAACCUGGAGCAUAUGCGCGUGUAUGCGGCCCCGUACGGUGGUCCGAUCGCCGUCGUCAAGGAUCCGAAGCAGUUCGUCAAGCUGGACGGGGGCGCCAGCACACGACCGAUCAUACGCAUCUUCAACUGUGUGGGCAAGCUGCUCUCUUCCAUCAAUUGGGAUUGCGGCAAUCUGGUCACGCUCGGCUGGUCGGACACGGAAGAGCUGAUCGGGGUGCAGGACGACGGUACCAUCUUCCUGCACGACAUGUUCGGCAACUUUGUGCACAAGUUCAGCGUCGGCAAGGACGUGACGGACGUGGCGGACGCGCGCAUCUUUACCUCCGCCUCCGGCACGGGCGUGGCCGUGAUGACGUCCGGGUUUAAGAUCUACAUCCUGAACAACAUCAAGGAUCCGAAGUCGCGCCCGCUCUCGGAGCUGCUCAACCUUACCAGCAGCCUCACCUGCUGGGAGAUGGUAUGCAAGGACCGCACGACCAGCUGCCUGCUAGCGUCCGGCAACGAGAUAACGCUCGUGCGGCACGGCGACAACGCGUUCAGCAACACGACGCCCGCGAUGCGGCACGACUACCAGUCGAUCAGCCUGCUGGCCGUCUCGUUCGACCACGAGCACGUCGCGCUGCUGACCAACACCGGCUGCCUCUGGAUGGGCUCGUGGGACCUGAAGCGCAAGUACUGCGAGUUUGCGACGGGCCGGCAGGAGCAGGCGAACCAGCUGGUGUGGUGCAUCGACGGCAGCACCGGGCCGGACGGGCAGGCCGUCAUCGUCUGCUACGCGCACCUGCUGCUGGUGGUGGGGGCGAGCGGCGAAUCGAGCGUGUACACGUACGACACGCCGGUGGCGCUCAUCCCCGAGAUGGACUGUGUGCGCGUGCUGACCAACUACUGCCACGAGCUGGUGCAGCGGGUGCCGCCCAGCACGAGCAAAAUCUUCGGCAUCAACAUCUCCGAGCCGGCGAGCUUCCUGUUCGAGGCGCACCGGAAGUUCCGGGACCGGAGCCACCAGUCGGACGAGUACCUGUGCCUGAUACAGCACCGGCUGCCGGCCGCGGUCGCCGACUGCGUCCAGGCGGCCGGCCACGAGUUCGACCCGAGCACGCAGAAGUGCCUGAUACAGGCGGCGUACUUUGGCAAGAGCUUCCUCUCCGGCUACGACUGCACCGACUACAUCACGAUGUGCCGCACGCUCAAGGUGCUGAAUGUGCUGCGCGACCGGAACGUGGGCAUCCCGAUCACCAUACAGCAGUUCAACCAUCUGCAGCCGGUCGUCAUACUGGAUCGGCUGGUGUUCCGCAAGUACUACGGGCUGUCGAUCCACAUCGCCAAGUAUCUGAAACUGCAGGAGACGCGCAUCCUUGAGCAUUGGGCGUUCCAGAAGAUUACGCACGACAAGAACGAUGACGAGGUGGCGCGCAAGAUAGCGGCUAAAUUCUCUAGCGCCGGCCUGCGCGAACCGAUGUCGUACGCGAACGUGGCCGACAAAGCGCAGCAGAUCGGCAAAACGAAGCUCGCCAUUACGCUGCUCGAGAUGGAGACGAAGAAGAAGCUGCAGGUGCCGCUGCUGCUGAAGCUCGGCGCGUGCGAGAAGGCGCUGAUUGCCGCCACCCAGUCGGGCGACAUCGACCUCAUCUACAUGGCGAUCCUCGAGAUGAAGAACACGACCGCGCUCGCCAAGUUCCACAUGACGAUCCGGCGCUACCCGCUCGCCCAAAACCUGUACAAGAAGUACUGCCAGCUGAACAGCCUGUCCACGCUGAAGGACAUCCACUCGCAGGAGGACGACUUUCUGUCGCAGGCCGAGCUGGCGCUGCGCGAGGCGCUCCAGCUCGGCAACCUGGACGCCUCGAUACCGGACAUCAGCGGCAACUACCGCAAGGCGGGCAAGCCGGUCGAGGCCGACCUGGCGGACGAGACGAAGAAGCUGAUCCGGCACCAGAAGCUGCUGCAGGACAAGUACCAGAAGGACUUCUUCGGGCUGGCGCUGCACGCGAUGGUGCGCAAGCUGCUGCAGCUCGGGGACCAGCGGUACGCGGAAAAGCUCAAGAGCGAGUUCCGCAUGUCCGACCGGCGCUUCUGGUGGCUGCGGGUGCAGACGUACGCGGACAACUACCAGUGGGAGGAGCUGGAGAAGCUCGGGCGGGCGAAGAAGAGCGCGAUCGGGUACGAACCGUUCGUCGAGGUGUGCCUGGCGAAGCAGAACGUGACCGAGGCGAAAAAGUAUCUGCCCCGGUGCGGCGAGGAAACGAAGCUGAAGUGGUAUCUGCGGGCGGGUUGCUAUGCCGACGCGGCGACCAUCGCGUUCAUGCAGAAGGACAUCGACAGCUUGCUGAAGAUUCACGACCACUGCAACGAUUCCGCACUGAUGGCAAAGGUCGAAAACAUGAUCGGGCAGCUGUCCAGCAAGAAAUAAUGCGAGUCAGAAAAAGGGCGAGACGUGUUGAACCGUGAUAUCAGAUAGGCGCGAAGGAUAUAUUAUUGUAUGUGUGUAUGUGUUUUUUUAUAAGUUUAUAUCGUUAUAUGUUUUGUAAUCAUCGUUGUGCAGCCAAAGUGCUCCCGGUAGGUUAAGGUUUAGCAAGCAAGCAUGUGUAAAUGUUAUUACUCCAUUCCCUUUACGCUCGCAGUAGACUCACCAACGCUGUCAGCAGACGAUUAGAGCUAGCGAGCAGUACCGUUCAGUGUAAUAUCGAAGCGAAUAUACGCCGCAAAAUAUAACGAAUCGAUAGCAA